Vicugna pacos (alpaca) is the source of this 4296-nucleotide messenger RNA. Lineage: Eukaryota; Metazoa; Chordata; Mammalia; Artiodactyla; Camelidae. The record is from RefSeq and is a predicted model, not a curated record.
CGCAGCGAUGGCGGAGGCGGUGGAGCGCACAGAUGAGCUGGUCCGCGAGUAUCUGCUCUUCCGCGGCUUCACGCACACAUUGCGGCAGCUGGACGCCGAGAUCAAGGCGGACAAGGAGAAGGGGUUCCGGAUGAGGAACUGAGGCGCUGAGAGGGGACAUGACUUGCCUGAAGUUACCCAGCAAGUCAGGAGCAUCGCCGAGGCUGCAGCCCAGGGCUCCCUUCUCCACCCCAGCCUCCCAGCAGGUGGACAAGAUUGUGGACCAGCUGCAGCAGUUGAUGCAGGUGUAUGACUUGGCUGCCCUUCGGGAUUACUGGAGCUACCUGGAGCGUCGGCUCUUCAGCCGCUUGGAGGAUAUGUAUAGACCCACCAUCAACAAGCUGAAAACCAGCCUGUUCCGCUUUUAUCUCGUCUACACAAUCCAGACAAACAGAAAUGACAAGGCUCAGGAGUUCUUUGUGAAGCAGGCCACAGAGCUCCAGAACCAGGCCGAGUGGAAGGAUUGGUUUGUCCUGCCCUUCCUGCCGUCCCCAGACACCAACCCCACCUUUGCCACCUACUUUUCUCGCCAGUGGGCCGACACCUUCAUCGUGUCCCUGCACAACUUCCUGAGCGUCCUGUUUCAGUGCAUGCCAGUUCCCGUGAUACUGAACUUUGAUGCGGAAUGCCAGAGGACCAACCAGGUUCAAGAAGAAAAUGAAGUUCUGCGCCAGAAGCUGUUUGCACUGCAAGCCGAAAUCCACCGACUAAAGAAAGAAGAGCAACAGCCAGAAGAGGAGGAGGCCUUGGUCCAACACAAAUUGCCCCCUUAUGUCUCCAACAUGGACCGCCUGGGGGACUCAGAACUGGCCAUGGUGUGCAGCCAAAGGAACGCGUCCCUCUCCCAGUCACCGCGCGUGGGCUUCCUGUCCUCGCUGCUGCCUCAGAGUAAGAAGAGCCCCUCGAGGUUGUCGCCUGCCCAGGGCCCCCCUCAGGCUCAGAGCUUGGCCAAGAAGGAGUCCUUUGGCAGCCAGACCGCCAAGGGCAGGGAGCCAGCGAGCGCUCCCAAGGACGGGAAGAACCUCUUCAGCGGACUGGCCACGGGGGAGUCCAGCUGGUCGCAGCACCGGCAGCGGCGCCUGCAGGAUCACGGCAAGGAACGGAAGGAGCUCCUCUCCAUGACUCUGCAGUGUGCAGAGAAGAAGCCUGAAGCUGGUGGCCUGGAGGCAGAGCCCUGCCCAGAACUCCACGUGGAGGCACUGGAGACACUGACGCGGGCCCCCACAGCAGGCCCUGAGGGUGGGGGCGUCCGCCCUGAGCAGCCGUUCAUCGUGCUGGGGCAGGAGGAGUACGGAGAGCACCACUCCUCCAUCAUGCACUGCAGAGUGGACUGCUCGGGGAGGAGGGUCGCCAGCUUAGAUGUGGACGGGGUCAUCAAAGUGUGGUCCUUCAAUCCCAUCAUGCAGACCAAGGCGUCCUCCAUUUCCAAGUCACCGCUGCUCUCUUUAGAGUGGGCCACCAAGCGGGACAGGCUGCUCCUGCUGGGCAGUGGUGUGGGGACUGUGCGCCUGUAUGACACAGAGGCCAAGAAGAAUCUCUGUGAGAUCAACAUCAAUGAAGAUAUGCCAAGAAUCCUGUCUCUGGCCUGCAGCCCCAGCGGGGCCUCUUUCGUCUGCUCCGCCGCAGCUCCGAGCCUCGCUGCCCAGGUGGACUUGUCAGCGCCGGACAUCAGCAGCAAGGGUGCUAACUACGUUCCUGGCAGGCUGCUGCUGUGGGACACGAAAGCCAUGAAGCAGCAGCUCCAGUUCUCCUUGGAUCCAGAGCCCAUUGCCAUCAACUGCACAGCCUUCAACCACAAUGGGAACCUGCUGGUCACGGGGGCAGCGGACGGCGUCAUCCGGCUCUUUGAUAUGCAGCAGCACGAAUGUGCCAUGAGCUGGAAAGCCCACUGCGGGGAGGUCUGCUCCGUGGAGUUCAGCUACGACGAGAACGCGGUGUACAGCGUCGGCGAGGACGGGAAGUUCAUCCAGUGGAACAUCCACAAGAGUGGCCUGAAGGUGUCUGAGUACAGCCUCCCUGCGGACGCCACGGGCCCCUUUGUGCUGUCCGGGUACAGCGGCUACAAGCAGGUUCAGGUCCCCCGGGGCCGACUCUUCGCCUUUGACUCGGAGGGAAACUACAUGCUGACGUGUUCUGCCACAGGGGGAGUCAUCUACAAGCUGUGUGGGGAUGAGAAAGUUCUGGAGAGCUGUUUGAGCCUGGGUGGCCACCGUGCCCCUGUGGUCACCGUGGACUGGAGCACGGCCAUGGACUGCGGGACCUGCCUCACUGCCUCCAUGGAUGGCAAGAUCAAGCUGACCACCCUGCUGGCCCAUAAACUCUGAGGGACCUGCCCUGAGGGGCACCCACAGAAGCAGUAUUAUCCUGGGGCGGGGAGAGACGAGACAGAAAGAUGGGACGCUCCAUCCCCGGCUCCUGCCAGGGUUGGGGAUCUUCAGGGAGAGCCUUCCAUGGCCUCAGGCACUGGCCAGCAGCCGUGGCUGAAGCAGGAGCCAUGUGCAGUGGUGGCCCUUGUUCCCCAGAUCCCAGCACGCUGGGCCCUGGCAGGAGCAUGCUCCACACACUGGAGGAAGGCUCAGGAAACAGGAGGAGUGUGUGAUGGCUGCUCUGCUGGCCCAGAAGAGAUUGAAAGUAUUUUGUAUAUAUUUGCUGUUUUCUUUUUUAAAAAAAGAAUGCUCUUGUGGUCACCUGGUGUCUCUUUCUGGAAUGUGUGUGUGCAGCAGAGUGUCUCCCUUCACCCUUUGUCCUGGCCGUGGUCACCGUGAGCUUAGGCCCAAACCCAAGCUCUCACCUCCCCGUGUGGGGCUGAGCUUUAUCAGAGGCUUGCUCGUUGGUUUGCUGUAGAGGUAGGACGUCCUCUCUCUACCGUCCCCCUGGCUAACUAAGGUCUGUGCUGUUCUGUUUCUUUGGGCUCCUGUCAAGGAUGCUCUAAUGUCUUCUUUUCCCUGAGAGUUGGCAGCUCGGAUUACAGAAGCCUCUCAGGACAAGGGCAGGGUCUGAAGCUUCUGUAUCCGGGUGGCUGAGGUUUCCCAGUACCUGUCAUGGUGGUUCCUCCGGUUCUUUCAACUUCACAGCCUUGAGUUUGAACAGAGCCAAUCACUCGCGCCCUCUGCUGGUGAACAACCAGAGGACAGGAGCACUCUGGCCAAGAGCUGAGCCUGGAACUUGGGGUUCAGCCUGGCCCUCUGCUCCCUGGCUGGAGUGGGACAUUGAAGAGGCAGAUGCCCUCACAGGGUGGGGAGGAAUGAGAUCUAACCCGCUUGCAUUUCCAUCCGAGGUGGAGAUGCAUGUCCUCUGCCCAUAAGCCUCGUGUUGGGAUUUCAGGCCUGGACCUCAAGCUCCCUGACACUUGACAGGUGCAGCCUUGUCACUGAACUGCUUGGAAUAGUUGUUGCAGAGGCUCUUUGGGCUCCAGCCAGAUCCGGGGUGCAGGUCCGAUGAGGGGUGCUCCCAGUUACCUACUUUUGGAAUACCAUGAAGAGUGGUACUAAGGCUUUGGCUCCAGUCUGCUGUGAGUUGAAAGGGAAGUAGGGAGGUAUUUAUGUGGCUUAAUUAUGAGAAAACACCAGGGACUUAGUGAUAAGUAGUUACUUACACGUUUUUACCCAUUUCCACCUGGUAAUCCUCCUUCAAAUGAACAAACCCAAGAUUUUUCCAUUUACAAUUUUUCCCGUCUAAUACAUUGAAAGAACAAUCUCUUUUUAUUUCCCCCAGUGAUUUUGUAGGACGUUUGAAAAGUGGUCAUGUGUUUCAUCUGAGAGAAUUCAAUAUUUUUUGUAACUUUUCCUCUCUGAUUCAAAGUUUCUAUCUCAUUGCCCAUUCUAUCCUCAAUACAGUCUCCACAGUUUGCUGAAAUGUCUCUAAGGUUUGCAGAAAAACAACACUUGAAAAGCUGUCUCCUCUCUCCUUUCCGUUAUGCUCUGGGCUGGGUCUGCAUCUCCCUUUCGUUUUGAGAUUGGCUCAUAGCUGAUGUGAUAGAGGUUCCACCAGGAGGGAUGAGAGUGGGAAGGUGGGGUUCUACAUCACUUUUGAAGCUGCCUUAAAACACAAAACCAAAACACCAUUAACCGCUGACCCUUUGAAAUUAGCAAGUUCAAUAUGUACUGCCGGCCACCCUGCCUGCUCCUGGCCUGUCUAUCUGACCUCCACCCCAUCCUGAGUGCCUGUCAGCGUGCCUUCAUCCUGGGUUUUUCUCCUUGUCCUACCCCAUGCUCCUCCAAGGUCAACUCACAUCCUCCAAUAAAGCAUGUCAAAACU